Drosophila miranda is the source of this 2198-nucleotide messenger RNA. It is a transcript of the gene Smyd4-2, whose product is annotated as SET and MYND domain-containing protein 4. The transcript has 6 exons. Gene Ontology annotation, molecular function: protein binding. The coding region runs from base 118 to 2103 and encodes 661 amino acids. Lineage: Eukaryota; Metazoa; Arthropoda; Insecta; Diptera; Drosophilidae. The record is from RefSeq and is a predicted model, not a curated record.
GUAUUUAUAACGCGGCGAACUGAGCGAUCGGAUCGGGGUGCUAUUUUUGGAGGGCCACCAACCGUCCGCCAGCUGUUUUCAAUACUCAGGCAGCAGCAGCAGCGGAAAAAAAAUCAGAUGGAGUACGAUCCGACAUACCAGAAGAUAUGCUCCACGCGCACCGUCCAGUCGGAGAAGAAGGGGUUCUUCAACGAUUUCUGUGGCGAUGUGAGGGAGACAUGUGGCGACAAGUGGCUGAAGAACUACUUUGGAAAACUGAAGUCGAACGCGGCCCGUGUGCUCUCCAUAUUCAGUGAUCGCGAGGUGUGCGAUCCGGUGCUCGGUGUACUGGAGCACGUCCAGCCGGUUUACAAGCUGAAGGACGCUCUGUUCUCCUUCCAGAGGCGGGCCCAGGCGGACAAGUUCUACCUGUUGAGCUGCAGCACGAAUGAGGCGGAUGAGCGCAGGGAGCUCCUCCAACAGGCAUUGCUGGCCGCCAAUCUGGCCGUGAUGCGUGCUCCCCAACGGAAUGUGAGUCCCACCAUUGACGAUGGACUCACCCUCGCCCUGGCCUACCGAUCGCGUGCAUCCAUCCUGAUUGGCCUGGGCGAGGGCGAACCGGCUCUCAGCGACCUCAAGCUGGCCACCAAUUUCGGUCUGGAGUUGAAGGGAAGCGUCGACUACUACUGCAAGAUGGCCAAGGCCUAUGCGGUAAUGGGAGAGAGUGCUCGGGCUGAAAUCUCCUUGAAGAUAGCCGAAAAACUGGCUGGCUCCGACACCACCCACAUUGCGAUAUGCCGCAAAGAAAUCGCAGGGAUAAAGCCUGUCCAGAAGGAGCCAUCCACGGAGAAGGUGCCGCAGCUGGCCCACGGGGAAAACCCGGAACUGAGCGGCGCCGCCAAUGUCGUGAAGCUCGUGGAGACCAAGGAGAAGGGCCGCUUCGUUGUGGCCAGCGAGUGCCUGAAGACGGGCGAUGUGGUGCUGUGCGAGAAUCCUGUGGCGGCCUGCCUGAUUCCCAGCUUCUUUGGCACCCGCUGUCACCACUGCUUCAAGCGGUUGCACACUCCCGUGGCCUGUCUGCAUUGCUCCGGGAUUGCCUUCUGCUCUGCCCAGUGCAUGGGCGAGGCCUGCGAGAGCUACCAUCGCUUCGAGUGCGAGUUCAUGGAUCUGCUCAUUGGCUCCGGCAUGUCCAUCCUCUGCUUCAUUGCACUGCGCAUCUUCACACAGGCCGCCAGCGUGGACGAUGGCCUGGCCACGGCCAAUCUGCUCUUUGAGAACUUGUGCUCGCACGAGGAUGUGCGUCAGGCGGAGGACUACCUGCAGCGCUCUCUUAUGGCCGGGUUCCUGAUGCGCAUCCUGCAGAAAGCGCAGUACUUUGGCCAGCGCAAAACCGAGGGCGUCAAUCCGACAGCCGUUGAGUUGCAGGUGGCCACCGCCCUGCUGGGCCUGCUUCAGGUGCUGCAGUACAACGCGCACGAGAUCUACCAGACCCAGGUGACGGACGAGCAUCGGUUCGAAGGCAGCAAGACGGUGCAUGUGGGCGCAGGUCUCUACGGCACUGGCUCCUACUUCAACCACGAAUGCUGGCCAAGCGUCGCCAGCUAUUUUGUGGGCAAGAAGCUGGUGCUGGCGGCCACCAAGCCGCAUCGUCCGAACGAAGUGGUCGCCGUCAACUAUGGCCCCAUCUUCACGUACACCAAUCUCAAGGAGCGCCAGAGGUCUCUUCGUGGCAGAUACUCCUUCAGCUGCAGCUGCAUGGCCUGCCAGGAGAACUGGCCGCUGCUCCAGAAGCUGGACAAGCAGGUGCGCUUCUGGUGCACUUCGGCCAACUGUGUGAAUCUGUUGAAGUUCCCAAAGGACCUGGCCAAGGAUGUGCGCUGUCCUCGCUGUCGCAAGAAUAUCUCCCUGAAGGAGAGCGUCUCCCGGCUGAUCAAAAUCGAAGAGCUUUACAGGGAAGCGGCCCAGGCGAUGCAGGCGCAGAAGACUGGCGAGGCCAUUGAGCUCUUCAAGGAGGGGAUCGAUCUUUUCUUCCAAAUAGCUGCGCUGCCCCACAAGGACACUCUGGUGGCUCAGCACUCGCUGACCAAGUGUGCGGCGAAUACGGGCACCACUUUUAAGAAGUAGGGGCUGCUCCCCCAGCAUUAAGAUGGAAAAUAAUCAUUGACUUGCAUAUGUAUUUAUAUGUAUUAAUUAUUAAAUUUUUUUCUACCUACCACUCU